AUGUCCGCCCCAGAUCCCCAAAACCAGCCCACCAAACCCAUCACCAAAGCCGAUGUCGUCUUCACCAUCGCCACCCCGCGCCAGCGCAUCCUCUCCUGGGAACUCAACGGCGCUUCCUGGGCCCCGCCCAUGACCAUCGCCCAGUACGUGGGGCGCGAAACCGCGCUGUCUGAGACGGCGCUCUCCGCAGAUGGCGGCACGACGUAUUAUGUGCUACACCCCAAAGACGACCCCGAGACGAUUGUGUCGGCGUGCGAAGUGACUGCUAAGCGGGCGCUUGUGGUGCGAGAUGCUGGGGAUGUGGAGGAGGUGACGGCGUAUGCGAUCGCGAGCGUGUUUACCAACCCGGUGUUUCGGGAGCUGGGGAUGGCGAGUUUCAUGUUGAGGCAGGUGCAGCAGGCCGUGGAUGGGAAAGGGGCAGAGUUUGGGGCGCUUUACAGCGAUAUUGGGCGGGAGUACUACACGCGACUGGGGUGGAAGGAUUUCCGCAGUCCCCAGGUCUUGUUAGCGUUGGCGGACGGGUUGGUCCUGCCGAAGCUGUCUGCUGGGGGUGGUGAUGGGGUCAAGUUCUUGACGGCCGAUGAGGUGGCGUCGCUGUGCGUGGAGGACACGGCGCUCGUCCAGAAGCGGUUCGCGACUGCCGCAGUGAGUAGCAACAGCAACAACGACAACGCUCGCAGUAAACACAUCACAUUCCUGCCCACGCAGGAGCAGAUGGCAUGGCAUUUCACACGCGACGCAUACGUUUGCAAGACCCUCCUCGGCCGGGAAGUUAUCAACCGCGGCGCCAAGACGGAAGACGGCAGCGCCUGGAUCUACUGGGAUCACGACUUGCGCGAGAAGAAACUCAAGGUCCUGCGGAUCGUCACGCGCGAGGAACUGGAAGCGGACAAGGAGAAGACGAAGGCUGCCAUCAAGAAGCUGUUAUUUGCAGCGCUGAGCGAGGCCAAGGACUGGGGAUUGCCCAAGGUGCUGUUGUGGGAGCCUAAUGCGGACGUGGUUGACAUUGCCACGGAGUUUUGGAGCGAGCUGGGGCCGAACUUGUCGGUUACAUUUGAGGAGAGGGAGGAUGGAUCAAUCCCCAGUCUGAGGUGGAAGGGGGGCGAGAGCUUGGAGGGUGUGGUUUGGGAGAUGAAUGACUAUUAUGCUUGGUGUUAG
Molecule: messenger RNA, 1158 nt
Organism: Dichotomopilus funicola
Lineage: Eukaryota; Fungi; Ascomycota; Sordariomycetes; Sordariales; Chaetomiaceae
Exons: 1
Coding region: 1-1158 (385 amino acids)
Source: RefSeq, a predicted model, not a curated record